Messenger RNA from Doryrhamphus excisus (bluestripe pipefish), 3279 nucleotides. The record is from RefSeq and is a predicted model, not a curated record. NCBI's taxonomy places the organism in Eukaryota, Metazoa, Chordata, Actinopteri, Syngnathiformes, Syngnathidae.
GAAGCGCAUGCGCGUUCCGCACGUUCGUCUCGGUGUGAAACCCACAAGAGAAAAACUUCAAAGUCCAUUAGAACUUUGAAAACUUCGAAACUUCUCGGUGAAAGUGAAACAUUCCCAAUCAAGUUGAAGUGUUUUGGCGCUGGCGGGAUGCACAAAGGCCUGAAGAAGUACUUUGUCAACAUGGACGACUACCUGGACAGCCUGGGCCUCUAUCGCAAGAGAGUGGCGAGGGAUUCGUCCAGCCUCUUCCGAGCCGUGUCAGAGCAGCUAUACUACUCCCAGAACUACCAUCACAUGAUCCGCCAGGACUGUGCUAACUUCAUGAGAGCUAACGUCAGUGUCUUUGAGUCGUUUGUUGAAGGCUCCUUUGAGAAAUACCUGGAACGUCUGGAGAACCCCAAGGAGACCGGGGGUCAGGUGGAGAUCAAGGCUCUCUCUCAGCUCUACAGGCGCCGCUUCCUGAUCUACCGUUACCCUGGGAAACCUCCCUCGGCCAUUUCAGAAGGCGACUUUGUAGACAAGCUGAUGCUGUGCUGCUCCAUCAAUGGCCACUAUGACAUCGUCUACGCCGGGACUUACCCCGCCUCCGCCGCACUCUGCCAGGCGGUUUUGUAUGAGCUACUCUACACCAAAGUCUUUGGUUGCGAGGAGGCGGAGCUCUGUCAGGCCAUGGAGGUCUCCAAGGUUGGCGGUCGUUGCUACGGAAACACUCCCCCCAUGGAGGAGGUGGAGUCAGGUGCUGCCGCAAAGGAGACGCAGGGAGCAGAGAGCGGCAAGCCCCCCUGUAUACUGUCUCUGCCGUACAAAGUGAUCAAGUCUCUCAAUGGCGAUGUCUACAGAAAUGUGGAGUUUGACGUCUGGCAGGACAUGUGCAAUGAGAUGCAGAAGAAGAAGACAAACUACCUGGUGUUUGCGGGGAGGCGGUACUUCCUGGGAGACAAGUGUCAGGUGCGUCUGGAGCCAAAAGGAAAGUACUUCAACGCUUUUAUCCAGGAAAUCGGAACACACUCGAAUGCCGUCACAGUAUUCAUAGAAAAGCUGGGAGAAAGACACCUGGUUCCUCUGACCGACCUCAACCCAGUUCCCGCCUGGAAUGUCGCCACAGCGUCUCGGAAAGGACGCCUUGAUUCCGAUGUUGGCGGUCGACGCCAUCGACGCCAUAGCCACUUCAGGAGGUCUCGUGGCAGCAGCGGUAUGAAAGGGGCGGCUCCAUUGUGCUUCCAGCCAGCGGGUCACCCUCGUCCCCCACCACCUCCUGCUGGAGCCAUACCCUAUGACCCCUAUGGUCCCCCAUACCACCACCCGCCACCUUAUGGCGUUUCCAGAAGCUCCCGUUACCUGAACCUUCCGCCAAUUGGUCCCCAACUGGUAUACUACGCCCCCUCCGGGAGGCGUUACUAUGACGAUGAGAGCUAUGCCUUCAGGCCCCGUCGUCGUUGGCGUCGUUGUCAUCGGCGACAGCAGAUGGCAGUGGCGCUUAACAAAGAAUGCCAGUUUGCCUUCCCUGACACCACAGAAGAAUCAGCUGACCUGGAUGGCGCCAUCACGUAUUCCCAGCUGGAUGACGCUAACGAGGCUGCUUUUCCACCACAGACGGCUCCGUCGGUGGCUCAAUCCCCUGCCAUCGGGGCCCCGCCCCCUCCGGUCGGCUCAGCAGCAGGACACACCAUUGCGUGUUCCUCAGAGGAAGAGCAAGUGGAUGCCAGCACUGUGGAGGACCAGGGUGAACUGGUAUACUACGCCCCCACCGAGAGGCGUUACUAUGACGAUGAGAGCUAUGCUUUCAGGCCCCGUCGUCGUUGCCGUCGUUGUCAUCAGCGGCAGCAGAUGGCGGCGGCGCUGAACAAAGAAUACCAGUUUGUCUUCCCCGACACCGCAGAAGAAUCAGCUGACCUGGAUGGCGCCAUCACGUAUUCCCAGCUGGAUGACGCUAACGAGGCUGCUUUUCCACCACAGACGGCUCCGUCGGUGGCUCAAUCCCCUGCCAUCGGGGCCCCGCCCCCUCCGGUCGGCUCAGCAGCAGGACACACCAUUGCGUGUUCCUCAGAGGAAGAGCAAGUGGAUGCCAGCACCGUGGAGGACCAGGUCUCUGCCCCCACUGAGCCUGCCAUUAGCCAGGACCAGCAGGAAGAAGGGGUGGCGAACUCUCCCCCAAGAGCUGACGUAAGCCACAGCUACACGCAGCAGGUGGUGAAGCCGUUAGGGGUCAUCUCUACACCUUCAUCCUCCCCUCCCUCAUCCCCCUCGUCACCCUCAUCACGUGCACCUGCCGCCCCUCACUUGUCGGUGGCGCCACACACUCCACCUCGCUCAGUUGCCAUAGCGUUCCCAGCCGCCUCCCCCUGGUUGGUUAACGAGUUGGGGGAGACACUGUGCACAGUGGUGACUCCGCCUCCUUACUCCUAUGACCCCAAUGGCAACGACUUGCCCAGAGACUACAGAGUGCUCCAGUACUACUUCAACCUGGGACUGCAGUGGUACCAUCGGAGCUGCUGGCAGCAACAGCAGGUGUACACCCCCUCUUCCCCUGACACCCCCUACCCCUACCAGCACUGCCCUACCUACCUGAGUCAGGAGGCCCCCCUGCACGCUGCCCCCCACUCCUAUCCCGAGGUGGGACGAAGGCCUUACCAGCUGUCGCCCUCCUACCCAGAUUCCAACAGGGCCGUUUAUAGACAGCCAGGCACACACGGUGGCGGCCCCACCCCCUCAAUGGAAGGCUAUUCUGUCAAUGGUCUGCCUUCACGCCCCGUCUCAUCCUCCGCUCUCUUGUACCAGGAUCAAACAGCACUACUGCAUCUGCCGUACGAAGCUCCACCCCCUGCUACCUACCUGUCUUCUGCCCCACCUCUUCUCCCUCACACCGCCCACAACACUCACUACACUCCUUACCACCCGUCUACGCCCCUCUACCCACUGGAGGGGCGCUGCAGACAGGCGGCCAUGGCCCACGGGUCUACUGCCCCGCCAGUAACCCUUCACAUGUUGUCGUCACAGCGCCACCCCCUCCACCACCCAAGCCCUCAUUACAUCCCUCCAGCCGUCUACACAGUUCUUGGCUAAUGUUUCCCAAGUAUGCAUGUUAGCGUUACUGCAUCACAUGUCUUUGCAAGGUUAACUUGUCAUGGUUGCCAUAUAAGCCAGCUUAUAUAAGCCAGUUUGAGCCAGCCAGUCUGAGCCAGCCAGUCAGAGAGAAGCUGAGAGAGGGGCGUGGCCAGUCCCUGGUUAUUGUUAAAGGAAUGUUUUUAUGUGUGUGUUGUUAUUCCGGGUUCAAUAAAG